Molecule: messenger RNA, 3351 nt
Organism: Penicillium daleae
Lineage: Eukaryota; Fungi; Ascomycota; Eurotiomycetes; Eurotiales; Aspergillaceae
Product: putative mRNA splicing factor RNA helicase (Cdc28)
Exons: 1
Coding region: 1-3351 (1116 amino acids)
Cellular component (GO): intracellular anatomical structure; catalytic step 2 spliceosome
Molecular function (GO): ATP binding; RNA binding
Source: RefSeq, a predicted model, not a curated record
AUGGACAACAAGACUUUCGUGUCCGACUCCCUCAUCCGCCUAACCGGCGCCUCAGAUCCAAUUGCCGUCGACUUUGUCCUUGCUGAAGCCUCAUCUGCCAAAUCUGCAUCCUCCCUCCAAGACAAACUGGUCUCUUUCCUCGAUGGCAGCCCCGACGAGAUUGGCGCAUUUUGCGGACAGCUUUUCUCCCGCGUAGGGAAGAGCAGUCAACCCAGUGCAUCGUCUUCGAAAUCUACGGCGAACAAGGAAUCCUCAAAGAAAAAAUACCGUCUUGUGGAUAUGGGUGAGGAUCUUCCCGAACCUGCGUCAUCACUAGGUCCCGUCAACGUCGAGGCAGAGCGUGACACACGGCGGCGACGUGAUAGAGAGAGGGAGAGUGAUCGAGAUCGAGAACGAAGUCGUCGCGACAAGGAUGAUAGCCGGAAACGAGAUCGCAGCCGGGACGCAGAGAGUCGAGACCGACCGCGCACGAAGAAGUUGCGACAGAGGGAUGCAGACGAUUUCGAUGACCGGUGGGGUGAUGAAGAAAUCGCCGAAGAUGAACGGUACGCCGACGAAGACGAAUUCGCCGAAUCACCGCCAAAGCGCACACGACUUGAAGAUGGCUCGGCAUCGCCGCGCGCCUCGUCGCCAGUCGAAGAUAUCGACCCCCAGACGAAACAGGAGAUUGAGCGACAAAAGGAUCUACGCGAGAGAGACGAGUUUGCGAAGCGUUUGGCCAAUAAGGAUAGCUCGAAAUCCAAGAAGAUUGUGGAAGACCGGACGCGGGAUGGUGAAGCUGCACGGAGACGUGCGCUGGCCGAUGAUGCUGCCGCACGGGCGUCUGUGAUGCCUGAUCUGCGUGAGCGCUCGCGUCAGGAAUAUUUGAAGAAGCGCGAGGCGGAGAGACUUGCUCUGCUGCGGCGCCAGGUUGCAGAGGAGGCUACGGAGCUGCGCGAGAACCCGAACCUCACGCGUCGGGAGAAGGAAGAAUUUGCGCGGAAUCGGGAAGUUCUACGGAUUGCGGAGGAGCGACUUCGGAUUGAUGAUCAUCUCGAUGGUUACAUGAUGCCUGAGGAUUAUAUUACGGAAAAGGGCAAGAUUGACCGCAAGAAGAAGGAGGAUGCAUUGUAUAAGCGAUACGUGGACCGUGACGAGACAGGUCAGGAGAAGUUCGUUACCGAACACGAGGAAUGGGAGCUGGAGCAGGCUGCCAAAGCCAAAGCGCAGAUCAAGAAGGCUGAGUUUGUGGAUGAGGGCGACUACGAGUAUGUCUUCGAUGAUACGCAGCAGAUCAACUUUGUGAUGGAGUCCAAGAUCGAGGGCACGCAAAAGCCGAUGACGCAGGAGCAAUUGCGGUUUAAGCAGCAAGUCGAUGCUGCGGAGAAAAAGGCCGCGACUAUGGAGGAGACGCGGAAGAGUCUGCCCAUUUAUCAAUUCCGCGACCAGAUCAUUCAGGCUGUGCAUGACCACCAGGUUCUUAUCAUUGUUGGUGAGACGGGUUCUGGUAAAACCACCCAGAUCCCGCAGUAUCUUCAUGAGGCUGGUUUCACGAAGGACGGGUUGAAAAUUGGCUGCACACAGCCGCGUCGAGUGGCUGCUAUGAGUGUUGCUGCGCGUGUGGCCGAUGAAAUGGGUACCAAGAUCGGCAAUGAAGUUGGUUAUGCUAUUCGUUUCGAGGAUAACACCAGCGACAAGACUAUCCUGAAGUAUAUGACUGAUGGCAUGCUUCUGCGAGAGUUACUUACGGAGCCAGACCUGGGUCAAUACGCGGCGUUGAUGAUUGAUGAGGCCCACGAGCGAACGGUGCCAACUGAUAUUGCUUGUGGUCUUCUGAAAGAUAUCGCCAAGGCGCGACCCGAUCUGAAGCUCCUCAUUUCCUCAGCCACUAUGGAUGCGCAGAAAUUCCAAAAGUACUUCGAUGAUGCGCCCAUUUUCAAUAUUCCCGGUCGUCGGUACCCAGUCGAUGUGCACUAUACUUCUCAGCCUGAAGCCAAUUAUCUCGCGGCUGCCAUCACCACGGUCUUCCAGAUUCAUGUCACUCAGGGUCCUGGUGAUAUUCUGGUCUUCUUGACAGGUCAAGAAGAAAUUGAAGCCGCGGAGCAAAGUUUACAGGAGACGGCACGGAAACUUGGUAGCAAAAUACCGGAGAUGAUCAUUUGUCCUAUUUACGCCAAUCUGCCAUCUGAACUACAGACAAAGAUAUUCGAACCGACACCACCCAAGGCGCGCAAAGUUGUCCUGGCUACAAAUAUUGCCGAAACCAGUUUGACGAUUGACGGUAUCGUCUAUGUGAUCGAUCCUGGGUUUGUGAAGGAGAAUGUGUUCAACCCCCGGACAGGCAUGGAAAGUCUCGUCGUGACUCCCUGCUCGCGGGCCUCUGCCAAUCAGCGAGCUGGUCGUGCCGGACGUGUUGGACCUGGAAAAUGUUUCCGAUUGUAUACCAAGUGGGCAUACUACAAUGAAUUGGAAGAGAACACCACGCCCGAGAUCCAGCGUACGAAUCUCAACAGUGUGAUUCUUAUGCUAAAGUCGCUUGGCAUUGAUCAGCUACUCGAUUUCGAUUUCAUGGAUCCACCACCAGCUGAGACUAUUAUUCGCGCGCUGGAACAACUCUACGCACUCGGCGCAUUGAAUGAUCGAGGCGACCUCACAAAGGUCGGCCGACAGAUGGCCGAAUUCCCAACCGACCCAAUGCUCGCCAAGGCCAUCCUCGCAGCAGGCCAGUACGGCUGCGUGGAAGAGGUCCUCUCAAUCGUCUCAAUGCUCGGCGAAGCCAGCGCGCUCUUCUUCCGUCCCAAAGACAAAAAGAUCCACGCUGACAGCGCCCGCAACCGCUUCACCAUCAAAGAAGGCGGUGACCACCUCACCCUCCUCAACAUCUGGAACCAAUGGGCCGACUCUGACUUCAGCGUCGUCUGGUCCAAAGAAAACUUCCUCCAACAACGCAGUCUCACCCGCGCGCGCGACGUCCGCGAUCAACUCGCCAAACUGUGCGACCGCGUCGAAGUCACCGUCAGCACCUGCGGCUCCAACAACAUCGUCCCCAUCCAAAAGGCCAUUACGUCCGGCUUCUUCCCGAACGCAGCACGCCUGCAACGCGGUGGCGAUAGUUACCGCACGAUUAAGAACGGCCAGUCUGUGUAUUUGCACCCGUCGAGCACGUUGUUUGAGGUUAACCCGCGGUGGGUGAUUUACUUUGAGCUUGUGUUGACGAGUAAGGAGUAUAUGCGGAGUAAUAUGCCUUUGCAGGCGGAGUGGUUGGUGGAGGUUGCGCCGCAUUAUUAUAAAAAGAAAGAUUUGGAGUCUUUGGGGUUGGAUAGGAAGGUUCCUAAGGGGGCUGGGGUGGCUGGGGAGAAGAGUCGGACUUGA